Molecule: messenger RNA, 330 nt
Organism: Ilex paraguariensis (yerba mate)
Lineage: Eukaryota; Viridiplantae; Streptophyta; Magnoliopsida; Aquifoliales; Aquifoliaceae
Source: the annotation of a GenBank genome assembly
AUGGUUAAUGAGAAUCUGGGUACGAUCUGGAAUGUUCAUGUGGUUCACGCUGACCUCAGUGAAUAUAGAGCAUUGGAUGAGAAGUGCAUCAAAUUGGCAGAGCUUGCUGCCACAGCAGUUAAUUUCCCCAAAACUGGAAAGAAUUUGGGCCGGGCCGGGGAUGUGGAGAUAGUAAUGUUGAGCAUUGCUUGGAUAGCAGUUGAUUACCUUGCUCGGAUCAAAAUUAAGUGUGGCGGAGAUGGAAAUGCUGACCUCACUAAGCCAAUCAAUGCUUUUGCGACGUAUGUUGCUGAUCUGAUAAGACGGAGACGGAUAAUCAAAGCUGUUUGA